Chanos chanos (milkfish) is the source of this 1794-nucleotide messenger RNA. It is a transcript of the gene tcerg1l, whose product is annotated as transcription elongation regulator 1 like. Lineage: Eukaryota; Metazoa; Chordata; Actinopteri; Gonorynchiformes; Chanidae. Gene Ontology annotation, molecular function: transcription coregulator activity; RNA polymerase binding. The transcript has 13 exons. The record is from RefSeq and is a predicted model, not a curated record. The coding region runs from base 1 to 1794 and encodes 597 amino acids. Gene Ontology annotation, cellular component: nucleus.
AUGCUCCCUGUUCAGCGUGUAAAGGGUCAGCCGCAGUUGUGGCAAAUGAGCGGGGAGCCACCUCCGUGGGUGUGGAUGAUCCCAGCCUCCUCCGGGCUCUGCCGGGUGGGCUCCCCAGCGCCUCCUCCUCUCCUCAUCUCCUCACGACCACCUCCCCUGCUUCAAGCUGUCUCGAGCUGGCAACUGUCCUGCGAUCCCUUUCUGCCGUUGAUGCGCGCGGCAGAACCCGCAAUCAAUCAGUUUCCCGUGCCAAAUGUGCAGUGGGACCUACCCUCCAGACCCCACGUGUUGGGAUUUCAGCCCUCUACCAGUGUGGAGCUGGUCCCAGUAUUUCCUCAAGUGUACCGCACUGUGCUGCCUCCACAUUUUGGCAAAGGAUGGGUGGAGAAACGAGUCCCCGACUACAAGGUUUACCUAAACAACACUCUGGAGACCUCCUGGUUUGCUCCUGAGGACAUAGGACUGUUCCAGAGGCAAGACAAACCUCUACUGAUGACAAAUCAAAUGGCAAUGAGCAUAUCUAGGCCAGCUACUGCCUCCAGAAAUAUGCACACUCUACUGGUGUCACCCAGGCGCAUCUCAGGAUAUCCACUGGCCAUCAAACGAGUGGGCAGCAACAAAAGGAUGGCUUUGGCCGCAGCUGCCAUGAUGGCGAUGGAGUCGGACGUGAGCCAAGGCCCUUCCUCUUCCUCCGCCCACCCAAUCCACCUGCUGUCGCUCUUGCCAAUCAACUUGCCCUACCUGAGCACACCUAACCUAGGGGCCCGUUCUGCUUGGGAAGGUCUUCUAGAGCCAGUCGUUCCAGCACGCGGCAGGGUAACCACCCUCUCCACCCCGAGCGUGACCCUCAUCACAAGCGACUGGAAAGAUCAAACGCCAGCAGAUAAAAAAUUAGACAUGAAGAAGCCUUCUUGCAGUGGAGCUUUGGUGCUACGUUCAGAACCAAAUCCUGAAGAAAAAAAUGAGGAGGAACCAUUCAAGAUCGGCAUGGAGGGAUCAGAGGGCACUCCCAAAGACAAACGACCAGUUGCCUCCACUCCUGUGCCUGGGUCACCAUGGUGUGUGGUGUGGACAGGAGAUGACAGGGUCUUUUUCUUCAAUCCCACAAUGCAGCUGUCUGUCUGGGAGAAACCAGUUGAUUUAAAAGACCGUGGCGAUCUCAACAGGAUCAUUGAAGAUCCACCGCAUAAACGUAAAAAGGAUUCAUUAAAAGAUGGUUUAAAUUCACCCAUGGCUGAUGAUGAUGACGAUGAUGAAGAUGAGCACAGUUCAAAAACUAAGCGGAACAAACUGGAGGAUUCUGCUGAAUGUGCUGUAUCAUCUGAAGACAAGGAUAAAGAGAAGAGUGUAGAACCAUCUCCUCACAGGAUGGUCCUGCCUUUGGAACUGCGGAUCGCACACUUCAGGUCCAUGCUGCUGGAGAGAGGGGUGUCAGCAUUCUCUACCUGGGAAAAGGAAUUGCACAAAAUUGUAUUUGAUCCACGCUACCUUUUACUGAGCUCUGAGGAGCGUAAGCAGAUUUUUGAUCAAUUUGUUAAAGCCAGAAUGAAAGAGGAAUACAAAGAAAACAAGAGCAAGCUGCAGCAAGCGAAAGAAGAAUUCAGAAAACUUCUUGAAGAGUCCAAAAUUACAUCCAGGUCAACGUUUAAAGAAUUUUCCGAGAAGUACGGCAGAGAUCAACGAUUUAAACAGGUGCCGAAGAGGAAGGAUCAGGAGAUGCUCUUCAAUCAGUUCAUCAGCUCGCUGAAAAAACGUGAUAAGGAGAACAGAGUGAGGCUGAGGAAGAUGAGAUGA